This is a messenger RNA of Sporothrix schenckii 1099-18, 456 nucleotides long. RefSeq names its product large subunit ribosomal protein L23Ae. Gene Ontology annotation, biological process: ribosomal large subunit assembly; translation. Gene Ontology annotation, cellular component: ribosome; cytosolic large ribosomal subunit. Gene Ontology annotation, molecular function: structural constituent of ribosome. Lineage: Eukaryota; Fungi; Ascomycota; Sordariomycetes; Ophiostomatales; Ophiostomataceae. The record is from RefSeq and is a predicted model, not a curated record. The transcript has 3 exons. The coding region runs from base 1 to 456 and encodes 151 amino acids.
AUGGCACCGAAGACUCAGACCAAGGGCAAAGCGUCCCAGAAGGCUACCGCCGCUGCUAAGGCUGCCCUCAAGGGUGCCAGCGCCCACAAGAAGCAGAAGGUCCGCUACACGACCAGCUUCCACCGCCCAAAGACCCUGCAGCUGUCGCGUGCUCCCAAGUACCCGCGCAAGUCCAUCCCCCAUGCCGUGCGCCUGGACGAGCACAAGGUCAUUGUGCACCCGCUCAACACCGAGAGCGCCAUGAAGAAGAUUGAGGAGAACAACACGCUCGUCUUCAUCGUCGACGUCAAGGCCAACAAGGCCCAGAUCAAGCAGGCCUUGAAGAAGUUGUACGACAUUGACACCGUCAAGAUCAACACGCUGAUCCGCCCCGACGGCACCAAGAAGGCCUACGCCCGCCUUACCCCCAAUGUCGAUGCCCUCGACAUUGCCGCCACCAAGCUGGCCCUCGUCUAA